Messenger RNA from Benincasa hispida (wax gourd), 2057 nucleotides. RefSeq names its product protein NETWORKED 4A-like. The record is from RefSeq and is a predicted model, not a curated record. Gene Ontology annotation, cellular component: vacuolar membrane. Gene Ontology annotation, molecular function: actin binding. NCBI's taxonomy places the organism in Eukaryota, Viridiplantae, Streptophyta, Magnoliopsida, Cucurbitales, Cucurbitaceae.
AUUUUGAUCAUUAAAAGUGUCAUUUAGUUCCCUGUCUUCCUCUUACGCUCUCUGUUUACUGUUCUUACUCUUUCAAAACUUUUCUCAUUGUCCUCUACGUUUCUUCGCUCUCAAUCCGCCCCCACUUUUUCCCCCAAUCAAUCACUCUCGCUUUUCAACUUUCUCUCCUCCCAUUGAAUUCCAGAUCUCUCUGCGUUCUUCAUCGACUUCCAAGUUCAUCAGGAAGAAAUUGUUCGAGGUUCUUCUUCGAACUCUGACUUGAAGGCUUUCCUGCAGAUUUUUGGAUCGGUGCUUGUGUUCGUAUGGAAAGUCCGGAAUUGAAGAAGCUGAAACCAUUUUGGCCUGAGGCUGACAUUCAGAACAGAUUUAAAUGGCUAUCAAAUAGUCUUGAAGAUAUGAAUCGGAGUGUUGAACAGAUGCUGAAGACGAUCAAAGAAAAUAGUGAUAAUUUCCCGAAGAGUGCUGAUAUGGAUUCUCAAGUUGAGGAGUUCUCCCGCUUGUAUCAAUCAUUAGUUGAAAAUGUGUUAUCGCCGGAGCUACAAUUGCAGGUGCCGGUUUAUUCUGAUUGUGGAUCUCCUCAAGGCACUCCAGAAUUAAGUUCGGACCAAAAACAGGGUUUCAAUUUGACAAGCAAUAGAGGGUUGGAUAUCUCUUUUGAUUCAGGUGGUGGUAGCUCCAGUCUUUCUCUGAAGGAUGGAACUGAAUCUUCUCCUUCUUCAUCGGACUCUGAGUCAGAAUCUUUUAACUCAUCUGUCGACAAUAACUAUGUGGUUUCACGUUCUGAAAGAGAUAGCCACGGGUUGAAGAAAAAACUUCUUGGGAUAGAAACUGAGCUUCCAAACAGUAAAAGGGGAUUUUGGGUUGGUGAAGAAGACAAUCACAAGGUAAAUUAUGAUGAAUUACAUGAUAAAAUCGCCAAGAUUGAGGAAGAGCUAAAAGUUUCGAAUGCAAAGCUUCAGUCAUCUGAAAAUGAGGUAAGUAGAUUAAAGAGUGAGCUUGAGAAGAAUGAAACAGCAAUUUGGCUAUCAGAAGGAUUGCAGGCCCAGCUUGAGUUAGCUGAAAAAGACAAGCAAGAAAUGGAGGCUGAUCUUCAAGUGAAAAAGAGGCAAAUAGAACAAUUGGAAACUCGGGCUUUACAAUCUGAUUCAAAGAUUGAGAGAUUGAUUCAAGAGUUAGAAACGAGCAAAGAAAUGCUCAAAAGUUCAAGUGACAAGGUCACAAGGCUUACGCAUGAACUCGAGAUUACAAAAUCUGAUCACCAUCUACAAGUCAAGGAAUUAGAAACUGCUUUUCAAGUUUCACAGGAACGAUUUCAUGCCGAGAAAGAACAGAUGCAGACCGACAUUCUCAGACAAGUUGAAGCUGAGAAAACUGAAACGAAAGCUCUCCACAACUCUCACUUGACAGUUUUGCAAGGAGAGAUUAGUCAGUUGAAGGAAGAACUUUAUGUAAAAAGCCAAGGUUUGGCAGCUUUGAAUCAAAACCACGACGAACUAAAACUAAAAUAUGAUAUGCUAAUGGCUGAGAAAGACGAAGCAAGUGCAAUGGUUAAUUCACUUUUAGCUGAUAAAGAAUCCAGAGAAUCUCAUGUCCAUGAAUUGGAAGGUGACCUGCAACAUCUACAAGUAGAGAAGAUGAACUUGAUUGAAGGAUCUGAAAGGAAGAACAAACAAAUUGAUGAUUUGAAAUUGAGACUCUUAGAGUUGGAAGAAGAAGUGAACAAGCAAAAGACUAUGAUAGAGGAUGGGGCUGAAGGGAAAAGGGAGGCCAUAAGGCAGCUUUGUUUCUCUUUGGAGCAUUACAGGAGUGGCUAUCAAGAGCUUCGUGAAGCAUUCAUUGGGCACAAACCACGUCCGGUACUCUCUGCAUAGCUCUAUUGCUUGUAAAAUCUGUUAAGCUUAUUGCCAUGUCUGUUUUUGUGCACUUUUAUAAGUAUUCUCAACGACAUUGUUUGGGAGUGAUUUUGAAAUUAUUAAAAUCUCUUUUUUAAAAUUGUUAGGAAUGUUUUACUAUGUAUUUACCAUAGUUAUUUACUCAAUAUUUACCUGUUUGUCUUC